ACUGAAGCCUAGCUGGGCUGCAGAUCUCGCGCUCCCGUCGUAAAGAGAGAGAGAGAGAUGGAGGAGAGGAGGCGCGUGCUCGUCGUCGGCGGCAACGGCUACCUGGGCCAGCACCUCCUCGCCGCGCUCGCUGCCGGCGGCGUCGUCGACGUCGCCUUCACCCACCACCGCGAGGCCCCGCCGCGGCCGCUCCUCCACGCGCUGCCCGGCCUCCGCGCCUUCCGGGUAGACCUCCGCUCCCCCGGCGAUGGCCUCCGCGCCGUCUCCGAGUCCUUCGGCCAGCCACAUGUGGUUGUGAAUUGUGCUGCGAUCUCAGUACCUCGGGAAUGUGAAACGGAUCCUGCUGCUGCUAUGGCUACCAAUGUGCCUUCAUCACUUGUCAGUUGGUUGUUAAGCUUUGGGAAUGAUAGCACUCUUCUUAUCCAUCUCUCAACAGAUCAAGUUUAUGAGGGAGUAAAAUCCUUCUACAAAGAGGAGGAUGAGACUUUGCCAGUGAACAUGUAUGGAAAAUCUAAAGUUGCUGCAGAGAAGUUCAUUAUUGAACAAUGCUCAAACUAUGCAAUUUUGAGAAGCAGUAUUAUUUAUGGGCCACAAACACUUUCUCCUGUUGCAAAAUCUCUCCCCAUUCAGUGGAUGGAUAGUGUUCUUUCACAAGGCCAACAGGUUCAAUUCUUUAAUGAUGAAUUCCGGUGCCCUGUUUAUGUAAAAGAUAUGGUGGAUGUAGUGUUGUCUUUGACAAAAUCAUGGUUAGCAGAUGGCAAAGCUAUUCAGGUACUUCUCAAUGUCGGUGGACCAGAUAGGGUCUCAAGACUGCAGAUGGCUGAAUCUGUUGCUGAUGUUCGUGGAUACAGUCAUUCUAUCAUCAAAUCUGUAUCUGCUUCAUCGGUUGACCGGGGCGUGGUUUCUCCACCAGACAUAUCCAUGGAUAUCACCAAACUAACCCAAAUGCUUGGUAUCAAACCAAUUUCAUUUCAAGAUGGAGUCAGAGCUACCCUUGCUGCAGAAGCUAGCACAUGACACUUUGUUUGUUCAUGUUGCCAAAGAGGGUUGCUUGUAUUUGUAUGUGAAAGCGUGUGAGAUAAAGAGCCACUUUCAGUUUGUUGAACAAUGGCAAAUUAUGUCGAGUGUAUGUGAAAUAUGUAACUUUUUUGACGAUGUGAAAAAGGAGAUAUAGCAUUCAUCCAACAUCAAUAUCUUGUAUUACCGUCUGGUUAUAUACAUCGGAAUAAAA
This is a messenger RNA of Oryza brachyantha (malo sina), 1231 nucleotides long. Its product is annotated as methionine adenosyltransferase 2 subunit beta. The transcript is spliced from 6 exons. The record is from RefSeq and is a predicted model, not a curated record. NCBI's taxonomy places the organism in Eukaryota, Viridiplantae, Streptophyta, Magnoliopsida, Poales, Poaceae. Bases 58 to 1017 code for a protein of 319 amino acids.